This is a messenger RNA of Candidozyma pseudohaemuli, 1047 nucleotides long. RefSeq names its product adenosine kinase (gene ADO1). Gene Ontology annotation, molecular function: adenosine kinase activity. Bases 1 to 1047 code for a protein of 348 amino acids. The transcript has a single exon. Gene Ontology annotation, cellular component: cytosol; nucleus. The record is from RefSeq and is a predicted model, not a curated record. Lineage: Eukaryota; Fungi; Ascomycota; Pichiomycetes; Serinales; Metschnikowiaceae. Gene Ontology annotation, biological process: purine ribonucleoside salvage.
AUGCUGUACCCCUUGGUUUGUCUCGGUAACCCCCUUUUGGAUUUGCAGGUCGACGUCGACGCUGACUACCUUGCCAAAUACGACCUCAAGGCUGACGAUGCCAUUCUCGCCGACGAGAAACACUUGCCCAUCUACAACGAGGCCUUGAACAACAAGUCCUUGAAGUUGGUCGCUGGAGGUGCUGCCCAAAACGCCGCCAGAGGCGCCCAGUACAUCUUGCCACCAAAGUCGGUCGUCUACUUCGGCUCUGUUGGUAAGGACGUCUACGCCAAGCAGUUGAACGACGCCAACGAGCAGUAUGGCUUGAGAACAGAGUACCAGAUCCAGGAGGACCACGCCACCGGUAAGUGUGCUGCUUUGAUCACGGGUCACCACCGUUCUUUGGUCACCGACUUGGCUGCCGCCAACCACUUCAAGGCUGCUCACUUGCAGAAGCCUGAGAACUGGGCCUUGGUUGAACAGGCCAAGUACUUCUACAUUGGAGGCUUCCACUUGACUGUCUCGCCAGAGGCCAUCGAGUUGCUUGGUAAGCACGCUGCCGAGAACAACAAGGUCUUCUCCUUGAACUUCUCUGCUCCGUUCAUCCCCCAGUUCUUCAAGGACCCCUUGGACCGUUCCCUUCCUUACGUGGACUACGUGAUUGCCAACGAGUCCGAGGCUGCUGCCUACGCCGAGUCUCACGACCUCGCUGACAUCAAGGAUGACCUCGUGGCCAUUGCCAAGGCUGUCGCCAAGUUGCCCAAGGCCAACUCCAAGAGACUGAGAGUGGUCACUUUCACCCACGGCACUGAGCCCACCGUUACCGUCACCUACAACGCCGAGGCCGACUCCUUCGACGUCAAGGAGUACCCUGUCAGACCUUUGCAGGAGGGUGCUGUUGUGGACACCAACGGUGCUGGAGACGCCUUUGCUGCUGGAUUCUUGGCCUCUUUGGUUGAGGAGAAGUCCUUGGAGGAGUCCGUCAAGGUUGGCCAGUGGGCUGCUUCCUUGUCGAUCCAGCAGGUGGGUCCUACUUUCCCAUUCCCUAAGCAGACUUACAGUGCUUAA